AUGAAAGAUAAAAAUAAAGAUUAUUUAUUCGGCAAUGUGAAAUAUUUUUCUAUAGCCCCUGUAGAGAUGAUUAAUAAAAAAAGAAAGUUAGAAAUAGAAGUUGAUAAUAUUAAUGAAGAAGUUAUAAAAUAUUUUAAACAGCACGAAAUAACUUAUAACAAUCUUUUUUACAGGCCACAACCAUUUAUUGAUGAAAGUUGUGAAGAGGCAGUGAAUCUGAAAAUAGAAAAUUUUGAUAAAAAUCUUAUCAGAUUGAAUAAUUUACAAGAAAAUGAGUUUAUUGAGAUAAAUCCUGUAGAAAUAAAUAACAUAGCUUUAGAAUUCGCAAUGCUAGAAAAUAACGAAAUAGAAACACAUACAAAAACUUAUAAAAUCGCAACUAAGAAAAAAUCUGUAAAAAUAGAUACAAAAUGUAAAAAUACAUCUUCUGAUAUUUUUAGUGAUGAAAAAUCUACUAUACGUUCUUCUCUUAUUAGUGAAGAACAAUCUACUACACGUUUAUCUGAUAUCAGUUCAGAUAAAAGAUUAUUAUUUUUUUUAAAAAAAACCAAUCCAAAUUUUUAUAAAACGUGUGAAAGUGUAAAAGAUUACGUAGAAAAAACAGAAGCAAUUAUUUUAGAAAAAGGAAAAAUGAAUUUGGCCACUCAAAAAUUAUUAAAAGAAGAAAAAAAGAAUAUUUAUACAAAAAAACAUAAACCGCACAUUUGCAAAUUAGAACUUUUAAAAGAAACUUUCUGGACAGAAACUGAAAAAAAUAAAUUUAAGCAUUCUGUACUAAAAUAUAAAAAUAAUUUCAAUUUAAUACAUAAAGAAUUUUCAGAAAGGACUAGAAAAGAAAUUAUUUAUAGAUAUUAUAAUAACAAAGAUAAAACUUAUAAUUAUAUUAAAAAGAAAGGUGGAAGAAUAAGUGAUAAAGAAUGUGAUGCAUACAUUCUUGGUACAUGGACAGAUCUAGAGAAAAAAAUAUUCGAUGAAAAUUAUGUUAAAUUUGGUAAAAUAUUAAUAAAAUAUCAGACAAUUUUACCAAAAUCGAUUAAAGAUUUAAAAUUAUACCUUAGAUGGUACUUAAAAAAUAAAACUAUAAAAACAAAACGAAUAUCAUCUUCAAUUUUAGAUGACUGGUCUAUUGAUGAGAGACAAAUAUUUGCGAUUUACUAUCCAUUUUUUAAUAAAAAUUGGAUUACAAUGUCUGUACAUUUCACUUCUAAAAAUAGUAAAGAUUUGAAAAUGUACUAUUCUAAAUAUUUUAAACAUCUGAGCUAUGCAGAACAAAAAUUUGAAACUUGUUUGAAAGAACAUAAAUUGAAAAAUCACACAGAUCCUGUUUUACAUGUUGGUGAUAAAACAAGUGAUUGGUGUGAAUCUGUAGGAUGGAUUUUUAAAACGGAUGAUAGUUUAAAAUAG
This is a messenger RNA of Vairimorpha ceranae, 1404 nucleotides long. Its product is annotated as nuclear receptor coregulator smrt smrter. The transcript has a single exon. Bases 1 to 1404 code for a protein of 467 amino acids. Lineage: Eukaryota; Fungi; Microsporidia; Nosematidae. The record is from RefSeq and is a predicted model, not a curated record.